Aspergillus bombycis is the source of this 1479-nucleotide messenger RNA. RefSeq names its product Dor1-like family protein. Gene Ontology annotation, cellular component: COG complex. Gene Ontology annotation, biological process: intra-Golgi vesicle-mediated transport; cytoplasm to vacuole targeting by the Cvt pathway. NCBI's taxonomy places the organism in Eukaryota, Fungi, Ascomycota, Eurotiomycetes, Eurotiales, Aspergillaceae. The record is from RefSeq and is a predicted model, not a curated record. The transcript has a single exon. The coding region runs from base 1 to 1479 and encodes 492 amino acids.
AUGGCGGACUAUCUUUAUGAGCUUUUAACGCCGCAUUUGGCAUCCACAAAUGCAUCCCCAACCCCAUUGAGUCCUGAAAAUGACACAACCACUGCCCAGUACCUCAACAGGUUGCCCACCCUCUCACUCCAGGCAUUGCAAGAAACCGAACCACAGUCGCUCGCGCAGUCAUCUCAUUCAAAUAUCCUAUCGCUUCAAGCUUUAUCAAACCGCUCUCAUAAAACCUUCAUCUCUUCCGCCGACAGCCUCUCAGCUCUACGAAACUCUAUCCCCCAGUUGUCUCGAGAUGCACAGCAAUUACGGGAUGCGAUUCCAAAGCUUGACGAAGAGGCCGUCCUGUUCUCGUCGAGAUACAGUCGGGCCGCUGAGAAUGCAUCCCUGGAGAAGCGGAAGAAAGUAAUGCAACUGGCAAGGAAUGUUGACCGAUUGUCGGACAUUCUGGAAUUGCCAACGUUGCUCUCAACUGCCGUGUCUUCAGCGGCCGCGAGUUCUGGGGCUGCGGGUAGUUCGUCCUCCACGACAUAUUCAGCAGCACUAGAUGUGUAUGCGCAUAUCAAGAGACUACAAACCCUGUAUCCGGAUUCUCCUCUAGUUAGAGACGUCUCAGCUCAAGCCGAGGACGCCAUGAAGGACAUGACUACGCAUCUGAUAACCGGUCUGCGGGCUCAGAACCUCCGAUUAGCCGCUGCUAUGAGGACCGUUGGCUGGCUGCGGCGAGUUGCCCCCGAGUUGGAGAAUCUCCGUAGCGAUGGAGGAACUGGGACGGGAGAAGGCGCCCUUGGUGCUCUGUUCUUGAUUUGUAGAUUGGCGAAUCUGGUGGCGACGCUCGAAGCGCUAGAUCCCUUACGAGAGCUUGCAGACCAGGAAUCGCACCGCAGAACCCAGAGUACAGAAAAGAAGCCCGGAUCCUGGUCUGAUGGGCACCAGACAGAGAAGUUCUUAAAGCGUUAUAUUGAGAUCUUCCGCGAGCAGAGUUUUGCUAUUGUUUCUUUGUACAAGAACAUCUUUACCCCUAACCAGGCCGAGUCGGAACUAGCAGCGACAGGAUUGCGAGGGAUUGACGCGCGAAUUAAAUCUACAGCACCGCGACCCGCUCAGCAAGAAGAUCCACUACAGCACCUCCCACCAGCACUUGCAACGUUUCCCAUGCAUCUGGUUCAAUUACUGACAGACACCUUGCGGGCAUAUCUUCCGAAUGUUCGAGAUAAGAGCUCGCGUGAAAGUCUUCUCACCCAAGUUCUAUACUGCGCUGCCAGUCUAGGACGAUUGGGCGGAGAUUUUGGAAUGAUUCUUACAGAGAUGAACGAUAUGGGAGACGAAGACGGCGAAGAGAUGGCCUAUGAGUGGGAAGAGGUGACGAGAAAGCACCGAGCCCUGGCUGGGCGCCUGGAGCAACUUACCGGGGGGAAUACAGCAUCCGGAUCUUCCAAGGGGACCUUACGGGCGGCCUCACCCGUUCAAGGGCUUGGAGUUGCAUGA